Molecule: messenger RNA, 2365 nt
Organism: Humulus lupulus (European hop)
Lineage: Eukaryota; Viridiplantae; Streptophyta; Magnoliopsida; Rosales; Cannabaceae
Exons: 3
Coding region: 741-1820 (359 amino acids)
Molecular function (GO): nucleic acid binding; zinc ion binding
Source: RefSeq, a predicted model, not a curated record
UAAAUUUUCAAAGAGCUGGGAUGAUUGGAAUUUCAACGACAUUUGACUUCUUUCUAGAUUGAAAUAGGGCUUCCCCUUUCUCCUUUUCCUCUUCUCCGGAGUCGCGUAGUCAUCACCGUCUGGACCUCUCCACCGUCAAGGGAACCGCUAUAAGGUGUCGGCUGGGAACUUUAACCUAAGCCUCGCCGGUGAAAGAAAGACGGCCUAAGGAUUGAAACCCCCCUGGUGAAGCUCUUCAAAUUCCUCUGUGCUAAGCCGUGUCAAUCAGUGCUCCGCCGCGUCACCGGUGGAUUCGGUUGUUCCUUGGCUCCUCCCGUCAGGAAAAUUUCAUAUAUUUCGAUUGAGAACCGACUUUGUGGAGUGUCAGUUGAUUGCUUGCAUAUCGAUUUGGUUAGUGAAAAGUAGGCAUGAGUAUAUUGCGUUUUGGAUUAGGAAAGCUCUAUGUUUUGCUCGGAGAGGCAAGGCAUUAUACAGUAAGUUAACCAAAAAAAUAAAAAAAUUGGUAGACUGUGACGGCUUUUAUUUUGUCAACCUGGGGACUUUUGAACUCUAGGAAUUUACUCGUUAUAUACUGGUGUUUGUGAAUGUAUAUAGUGCACGGAUUUCACGUAAUUUAUUCAUUAUUUAUACGCAAUCUGUAUAAUCAGGUGAUCCCACAUCUGUGGAGAACAUUAAGCAAACUUUAUAAACAGUUUUGUGUUCUUUACCCUAUAACAACAAUGCAUUGAGCUUUAGGAACUAUGCCUACUCGUUAUAUGCGUAAGAAGGCUUAUGAUACCAGGAGAAUGGCUACUUUGGAGAAAUUUCUACAGUUAAAACCACCUUAUUUUGAGGGAAAACCGGAUCCAUCUACUGCAGAGAUGUGGCUUAAGUCAAUUAAGGAGAAAUUUGAUACCUUGGAUGUGCCUCCAAAUUACAGAAUGCAGUUUGCCACGUUUCUUUUCGAGGGAAAUGCUGAGGCAUGGUGGGACUUGAUGGAAGAUGAUCAUGACGUGGAGAACAUGAAUUGGGAUCAAUUUGAACAGUUUUUUCAGGAGAACUUUGUUACUGUUGAUAAUCAUUUGUCAACGAUUUCAGAGGUUUUUCUUGAUGAGAAUCUUGGUCCAUUCAAGUUUUCAAAGGAAAAGAAAAAAAUAAAAAAUGGGUUGGUGACUAGGAAAAGCCAGAAUCAGUUGCAAGGUUCACAGGGUAAUGGGACCUCCUGUGGUGGUAGUGGUUUCUCAGGCAGUGGACGUUAUAGUCCCUAUAGCUGUUACAACUGCAACCAACAAGGCCAUUUGAAGAAGGCCUGUCCAUUACGUUUGCAACAAUCUCCACUUUCCUUGAAGGGUUCUUUGGGUAGUCCGUCAGGUUCAGUUCAAUUGGAAGUCAAGACUCCUCAGGGCAGUCAGGACCAUAAACAGUUGGAAGGUUCACUGGGUAGUGGGAUAACUAGUGGCAGUGGUUAUAAGACUCCUCAGGGCAGUCAGUACCAUAAAAAGUUGCAAAAGUUGCAAGAUUCACAGGGUAGUGGGAAAACCAGUGGCAAUGGUAAUCUCUCGGAGCCUGGCCCUAAGGGUUCACUAGGCUGUUUCACUUGUGGCCAGCGCCAUUUCAAGAAGAACUGUCCACUCCGACAACAAAAGCGACCUCAAACUAGUCAAGCUAGACCAAAGCAGUUUGCAGUAGCUAGGAUUGGGAAGAAGAAGAAGAAGAAUCAACUUCCGUUGCAAGGCCCAAAAGUUAAUGGGAGCACCAACAUUUGUUACAAGUGUGGCAAGGCGGGCCAUUUCCAGAGGAGCUGUCGUAUGAUUAGCAGCACCGAUCUCCACUUUCCUUGAAGUGUUUAAGAACUUAUAAAAGCUUCAUUGUGGGGUUAAAAUUGAAAGAAGUCCUCAGCCAAGCGCAAGUGCAGAGCACACUACUCUCCCUGAGUUGUUUGAUCAACAAGGUGAAGCCAUCAGAUGCGUAAGUGCAGUGCAUGGUACUUAAGCCUUUGCUUGUGUCUUCGAACACUAGCAUGGCAAAAUGGGGCGGUGGGUUGGAGCCCCGAGCUAACGGGGCGGUUUUGCCCCAGUUUGUUCGGGGUAGUAUUCGGGGCGGGGUGCCGACCUGCUGCGCUCUGCUAUUGAUUCAAGCAGGUCGAUCGAUGAUGGUUAGAGAUGCUCUAAGGAUUUGUUCUGUGUAUUAGAAUUAAGCUAUGUUAUCCUAAUCAAGGGAAGAGAGGAAUCAAGGGAUUGUUGAGGAAUCCUAAUCUUGAUGAUUUAUUAAAUUUAAUUAUUUAGCAACUAGAUAAUAAUGAAAACAGUAUUGUUCUAUAACUAUUAUGAUGAAUGAUCUUAAAUUCUUAUUUUUAAAAAAAAUAAAAGAAGUAAUAUUGUGUGCA